ACGCGUGUGGCGUCCAUAGGUCUCUGUGUCGUUUUGCAAUGCGGGUGUGAGCAAUAGAGAUUCUUUGGCCAGCAGCCUCUGUAUUGUGGAUUGCCCUAAAUGCUGCACGAAUGCGCUUGGAAAGCAAUUCCCUGCGAGCGGCAGGUGGCACACCCGGGUGACGCGACGCUGUGGGCGCAGGGACGAACCCGUGGCACCCCGCUGGCUGCUUAAAUUAUUUGUGAGCGAGCAAGACGGUAUUUUUUAGGGCGCUAGACCCCCAGGGGGAGCGGCGGUCUGCGGAUUCUCUCCGUGAAUACAGUUCUGCAGUUGUCCCCCGAAGACCGGGGUCUUGAACCGGAGACCGCAAGCGAGCAUCUGAACCGCAGAGCGAAACGGUCGCCCGCGUUCGCCGUUCUAGAGCUUUUAACACCUCGUCUCCCCUCUCCGGCAGGGCACGGAACCGACAGGGGCAGCGCGUCGCCCAGCGAUGGACCCCGAUGCCAGGGGGUCCUCCUCCAGACCCAUUCAGUGGGUCGUGUCUGAGGACCGGAGGGUGCAGAUCAAAGAGAAGACCACAGGGCCCCUGGGGAGGGUCACGCUGGGGGGAGUCCAGAUCAAACAGGAGCUCCCUGAUCUUCAGGCUGGUCAAGCGGAAGAGGGGGUUGGGGAUCUGGACCCUGUCCCUGUGAAAGAGGAGCUUCCCGAACUGGGAUUUCAGGACUGUCCCAGGUCAGAACUCGACGGGACCGAGGAGGAGGAGGAGGAGGAGGAGGAGUGGGACGCUGGGAGAAGCCGUCUUCAGAAGAAACGCCCCACCUGUCCGUCAAAGUCAGCCAGCGUGUCUCAACCGGUCCCUGUGGUUCUUGAAAAAGCUCAGAGAGGAAGAUCAGCUUCUUCCUCUACAGCAGGCACAGAGAGCCCCUCUCCUCCCUCUCUCUCGUACCCGUGUCCUCACUGCCAGACCUGCUUCACUGGAGAGCUGUAUCUGGAGAGACACGUCAAGAAGACUCACCGGGAGCAGUACCUGCAACUGCUGAGGAAUCGAUCAGGAGCGUCCCUGCACUCAAAACAGAAGGAAUCCCCAAAAAAGCCCCUUUCCCCUUGGGAACAGAAGAGCCCGGCACAGCCGGAGAGGAGUCUGGGAGCGCCUGUGAUGGAGCGCCGGCAGGAUCCUGCAGGGCGUGCGUUCUGCACCCGCUGUGAAGCCCCCCUGCACCACAGCGAGAGCCGGAGAGACGCAAAGAGAUCGAAAACCUGCCGGCAGGACCCCGGCGAGGCCGCGUCGGAUGCUCGCCGUUUCCUCCGGAUGCUGCUGGAAGCCGACAUCCCGCUGGAGAAGGCGGAGCACCCUGCGGCGCUGGCCUUCCUGGAGGAGCGGGGCAGCCUGGCCUCCCUGAGGGACUGCCUGGCGGAUCUGUACGCCGGAGAGCGGGACAGAAUCCGGGUGGCGCUCCGAGGACGCGCCCUGUCGGUCUGCGUGGAGGAGCUGAGCGAUGCCGGGGGAGGGAGGAUCCUCAACGUCCUGGCUGCCCCUGUCCCGGGAGAGGAGAGCGGGCCAGGGAGAGCUUACCUGCUCCAGACCAAGUUCUGCGCCGCUGUCUCGCACAGCACUGUGGCUCAGCUGGUCGUGCAGGUCCUGUCGCGCUACGAGAUCGGGUUCGAGGACGUGCGGGUGUUGGACACGGAUGGGUCCUCUUGCAUGAGGUCCAGCUACGUCAACGUGCUGCAGGGCUUGUUGACCAACUGCGUCCACGUGGCACGUUUGGGGCACGUGGUAGAGGCCGUGGCAGAAGCUUUCCUGAAGCCGUUCCGUCUCGCCGCUCGCUACGCUGAACUCUUCCAGCGGCUGCUGGCGGCUCCAGGGGGCAGGAGGUCCCGUUACCGGCAGUGUCUCCGGGAGGCGAACCCCACCGCGAUCGCCGCCGCUCUCCCUGACCUGCGCCACGCCUCCUGGGGCUCCUGCUUCACAGCAGCCCAGUACCACAGCGAGCACCUGGGGCAGCAGAGGGAGUUUGUGCGGAGAGAGAUGGAGCUGAGUCCCUGCAGUACCCUGUGCAGCCUGCAGGAAAUCUUCCUCGACUCGGAGAAGGCCUCGAAUCUCCAGCUGCAGCUCUCUUUCCUCUCCGAAAAGUCAGCCAGGGUCACCGCGCUGCUGGGCCGCUUCCAGCCGGGCGUUCCCGUGACGACAGACUUCGUGGACACGCUGGGGGAGUUGCGGGGGUAUUUAGAGUCCCAGCGGCAGAGCUGCGAGGAGACCCCCCUCUCUCUGCAGAAUGGACGCUGCCGGCAGUUUCACAGCGCUUUCCAGGGGGCUGCCUCAGAGCUAGACCAGUACAUGUCGGGGGGGGCACAGCCUGCGUUUGAAUUCUUGAAAGCCGUGAGGAUUUUUGCUCCAGCGAAGGUUCAGUUCCUGUCCCAGAAGAGGGAGGACUACUCUGUGAUCCCAGGAUGGGACGGGAUCCCGGACCAGGAAUUCCAGACCUAUCGGCUGAUCCUAGCGCCCGGGUUCGUUGCCAGCUGCCAGCGGGGUGCGGACGGGGCGAGUCUGGAGGCAUUUUGGAAGCGCGCCUCCCCGACGGUCCCGAGACUGUCCCGCCUGGCUCUAAGCCUCUCGAACGCAGUGGUGAAUUGGACAGACCCCCCUCGUGGGCUGGGGUUCGAGGGACUGGUCCGGUCGCAAAGACGGAGGAUGCUGUCCGAGGGCGAUAUGGAGAAGGAGGCAUUUCUGUGGUUCAACGUCAGCAAGGAGGGGAGCAAUUUUGCAACGGACUAGUUCUGAAAUGUUACUUUUUGUUCAUGGAAAUAAAAUAAAAUGCUGCAGUUAAAAAUGCACUACACUAAGAA
This is a messenger RNA of Polyodon spathula (Mississippi paddlefish), 2826 nucleotides long. RefSeq lists its product as uncharacterized. The record is from RefSeq and is a predicted model, not a curated record. NCBI's taxonomy places the organism in Eukaryota, Metazoa, Chordata, Actinopteri, Acipenseriformes, Polyodontidae. The transcript has 8 exons. Bases 470 to 2755 code for a protein of 761 amino acids.